AUGUCUAUUCAAUGGACUUUCAUAGCUGGAUAUUUGUAUUUCGAGAUUGCUUUUGUUAUGUUAAUGUUGUUGCCAAUAUUUAGUCCCAGAAAAUGGCACAAAUUUUUCCAUUCACGACUCUUCUUUAUGUUUCAAGAAAGAACAACAGUCUAUUUCUACGGCCUCUUAGGUAUUUUGUGUAUGUUUUUAAUAGACUCUAUUAGGGAAAUGAGAAAGUAUUCUCACUCUACUGAAGGACAAACUCAUUUAGCAAAUGAAAUGAAAGGUAAUGUGAAAUUGUUCCGAGCUCAAAGAAACUUUUACAUUACCGGUUUCGCUAUAUUCUUAGCUUACGUUAUCAGAAGAAUUAUAACAAUGAUUCUCAUCCAGCAUGAGCUUCAAGUAAAAGCUGAUCAAAUUAUUAAGAAAGCUGAAGAAACUGUCAAAUUAGCAAAGACUACAGUUUUAGAAAACAAUUUGGAAUCACAGGACUAUGAAGAAAUUAAGAACAGGCUAGAUACAACAGAGAGUAUUGUAGAAGAACAAAAAAUAAGAAUAAAAGAACUUGAAGAAGAUGCUACAAAGUGGAGGUUGAAAUAUGAAGAAGUUAAUAGAGCUGCCGAGGGAUGUGGUGAUAACUAA
Molecule: messenger RNA, 621 nt
Organism: Danaus chrysippus (African queen)
Lineage: Eukaryota; Metazoa; Arthropoda; Insecta; Lepidoptera; Nymphalidae
Source: the annotation of a GenBank genome assembly